Molecule: messenger RNA, 4937 nt
Organism: Brassica rapa (field mustard)
Lineage: Eukaryota; Viridiplantae; Streptophyta; Magnoliopsida; Brassicales; Brassicaceae
Biological process (GO): microtubule-based process
Cellular component (GO): cytoplasmic dynein complex
Molecular function (GO): dynein intermediate chain binding
Source: RefSeq, a predicted model, not a curated record
GCUCAGCAAGGAGGGAGGGGCAUUCUGCGCCACGUGUCGCCAUAUCAGACCAUUCGCGAUUUUUGUUUUCACCCCUCUUCUCAUAUGUGUAUCGAAUUGGGCUUUAGACUAUUGUUUGGGCUGUAAUAUUAGAUCUAAUUAUGAGGCAACAACCUUGUGGCCCAUUGCUAAGUAUCUUCCUCCCCAAAGCUGAGAAUCCUAACACCGGAGAUCUGAAACUGUUGCCGCUUCAGUCAUCCUUCCCCUUCACAUCCAACAUUACGCUUAACAAUAAGCAAUCAAGUUCCUCCACUAUUACCACUAACUCUUCAUCAAUGGAGCUUCAAAUCUACCUUCUCGACUUCACUCCACUAUUCAGUAUAUAUAUACAUCGCUUGAAAGCCUAAGCUUAAUACUUUUCCCUUUCCGAUUGCAGAACUUCUGUUAAUUUCUAGACUCAUGGCGACCUCUCUAAUUCAUUUCACAGAAUUGAAGUCUGGUUGUUGUCGACAAGGCUCCUUCGAUUUUGAGAAGCCCAGAAUGUUAAGAAAGGGAGUGAACUGAUCUGUGUUGUUAUGGUCCUUAUUGAUUCGAAGGCUAUGGAGCUAAGCGUUCGAAGCAAUCCAACCUUCAAGUUUGCGGAAAUCCAUGUGUCAAUUAGAUUCACAGACCAAACUGUGAACUGAACCCCAAGGAGUGUUUUAGGUUUCAAAAAUACGAGUGGCUCAUGUCACUAGCCAAUACAGAUACUUAUUUGCCAGGUUUUAUUAUUGAAAUCCCUAAACGAUCACUCCAUAUUAUGAGUAUACAUUUCACAGAGAAUUACCCCUAAUAGUUGUGUAUCGCUGGAGAAAUAGAGGCGUUAAAACCAUCUACAACUAAAAGACUCAGAGCACUCAACGCCUCAUGGCAACCAUAAGGCUUCACAUGUAUUUGAGAAAUCUCAUGCUUCUAUUCAGUACCCCGUUUUACGUAUAUGUGUGUGCUCUGUUAUAAAAGAUUAUUAACUAAUAUUUUCCAUGCUCGAGUGUUUUUGACAGGCUAGCUGCACCUAGAUAAAAAAAAAAUUACUAGAAUCUGGUGUUGAACCAAAGGGGAUCGUUGCAACAAAUAUAAAUCCAAAACUUGUCGGAGGGAGGCUGUUUCUGAACACUACAUCUGGAACGAAUUUAUAUCUUGACAACAAGUGUGGAGCGAGCAGUAGCUUUCUCAAAGAACAUUAUUGACUAGGUCAUUGCAAUCAAGAGCACAAUCAACGGCGGUACACAACGUGUAAUUCUGUCUCUACGCCUAGAAAGGUAGCCUCACCAGUUUAAAAUCCAUUGUUUAUAAUUUUUUACAACUUUGUAUAAUAUUGUAUUCUCCAAGAAUUUCAUCUUCAUUGAUACUUUACAGCGAUGUGAAAGUGUGAGUGUUAGUCUGUUCGAUAGCCUAGCUUUUGCAUUUCAUAAGAAAUUAUAAAGCUACGGUUCGGAGCCAAAAGUUGUGUUGGUCCCUAGAAUCAAUCCCAAGGUUGUUGGAGAUAAUAUACUGAUAAUUUGUAAUGUCUCCAGCAUUAAGAGACAGCUUCAUCCGAGUUUGUAGGAUUUAUUGUGUUCUCAGGCCAGUAUAUAACUAAAAAACUCACUUUCCGUUAUUACUAUGCAAAACUGAAAAGGGAAUAUUUGAUGAAAAAUAAAUUAUAGGCUUUCAUUCAAUACAAGUCCAACACAACAGUUAUAGAAUAGAUUCACUACUGAUCAAAAGAAAAACGAAUUUCAUUGAACAUUUAUAUGCAGUUUUGUUCAUUUUGAUUUCCAGAUUAUUAAUGGUUUCAUUAUAUUUAAGUUUUUUUCUGUGUAGUUAGAGUUUGGCUCUUUUUUUUUGAUUAAAUUAUUUGAUAUAAAGUGAUAUGUAACUAAAGUAAAAACAAAACUUCCAACAAAUAAUUUGCUAUUAAAUAGAGUUCAACUAAUUUAACAAUUUGGUUCAUACUUUGAAAUAUCAUGUUUUAUUAGUUUAUAAAAUACUAAUUUUAAAAAAUAUUUUAAAUAUCAUGAGAAACAAUUUCAACAAAUAAUUUUGUUAUUAAAAUAUUUCACCAAAAGUUAUAGUAAUUUACAAAACGUAAUCAAUAAACCACUAAACUAAUUGAAAUUUCAUUCAAAUAUAAUUAUGCACUGAAACAAAUAUAUAUUCUAAAACAUCAGUUGCUGUUAAAUUGGAAAAAAACUAAUUAUUAUUUUUGGAACUAUUGAUAUAGUAUUUAAACAUUAGGUUUAAUUAUCCUGAAAAAACCAAUUAGUGUAAAAAUAUUUAAACUUAAAUUUUUUUGAAAUAAAUAAAUUUUUAUUAAUUUAAACUUCAAAUUUUCUUUUAUUAUGUCAAAUUAAAAAGAAAAAGAAAUAAAUAUAUACCAUAACAUUUUUCUGAAUCAUUUUCAUUACUUUUGUAUUCUAUAUACAAAAUAAUAAACGUUACUGUUAUUUGUUAAUUUAUAGUAUUGUUUUUUUAUUUUGAAUAGUUUUUAUAAAGUUUCGUAAAAUUUUUAAAAAUUUCAUCUAUAAUAAUUUUUAGUAUAAAAUCCCGCCCGUAGGGCGGGCCAACCACUAGUACAAUAGAAAGGAGAUUAGCUGUUUAAUCUAACGUUUUUUUUGUUAUUGUCUAACGUUGACUUUUCAAGAUUAAUGUUGUGAAGUCAACACAAACAUUAGGAUUAAAAUUGCAUAUCCAAGAGUUGAGGAUUUAAACUGUUAAUUUCAAAUACUUGAGGAAUUAAAUGAUCAUUUUCCCUAUGUUUUGGAUAAAAUUAUAAAAAUAGUGCUUUUGAAGCAUUUGAUCAUCAAAAGACCUUAAACAUUCAAGGGAAAAGAUCACUCUGCAGAUCACUAAUGAGUUCAUCUAUAUCUCUAAUCAAUGGUCAAAGUGGUUUAAAAUUGAUUUCACUGUGGAUUAACCCUUUCAUUUGACCUCAGAAAAUCUGUGGCUAUUCUUAUGCUAUUAGAAAACUGGAAAUCAUUUAUGUUUUUUGUUGUAUCAUCAUAAAUAUUAUCGAGAUUGUUGUCGACCAGCAAAAAAAUAUAAACCAAAUGCACAUAAGUUCUUAACUAAAAACAAAUUGUGUAAUGCCCCUAACAAAACUGGUUGGAAGGACAAGAGCCAAGAGGGUCCGGUCCAUAUAUGACCGGGUCACAAAUUUGCUGAGAAUAAUUCGAUAAGGUUAACGAGUACUAUACAAUAUCAGAUUUGGGGACCCGGAUGGCUUUAUCAUGUUGUUCCUAAUUAGUCAACAUAACAAUAACAAGAAGCUAUAAACAUAAAAACAAACAUCUCCAUCUAUCUACGUAUAUAUAUUACAAAAACCAAUAUAUGUUGAUUACACUUAUUGUCAAAAAACAGGAGGUUAAUUUCACUAAACUAGAACAACCCACAUGGUUUGAUUCUCACCAAUCACCCUAUUCACUUUCUAAUCCACAUAUUAUUUAAUUUGUCUCUGCUCUUAUUAUUGCAUUGGUGUUAAACACGGUUUACUUUGGGGUAUAUUAAAGGGUUCUCAGUGAUUAAUGAUUACGAUUAUUUUGACUAAAGCUUGCAACAUAUUGAUGUUUAUUCAUGUUGUUGUUCUGUCACCACCAAAACAAUCUCGUUAUAUCUCUUAAACUAUAUCAACACAAUGUAAUAAUCACUUGUAUUGUUGUAUAUUUCAAAUUGCUAAACGAUUACUUAUUAAAAUUUGGCUCAAACACCAGUGUUAUUUGUAUAUAAGAUUGGCUAAUAUAAUAAAGAAAACGAACAUUGUCCAAAACUUAUAAUAACCGAACCUAUUUUAGAUGCAGCUAGGCAAGUUAUGCACAUGUGAAGCUAGAUUAGUUAAAUAUUUUGUACACUCCUCACUUGUUCCGGUUUCAAAGUACAAUCCUUCUUCACAUAUAUACAAUUUUCAUAAGAAAAUGUUAUAAAUGGUACGUAUAGGAUGCCCUCCACUUUUUAAUUAUAGAUAUUUUAUUAUAUUCUAUGCAGUUGCAAACUUUAAGAGAGAAUAAUUGAGAGAGGACUCAUUUGCUCUUCUCUGACGCUUCCUUAUAAAUAACGCAUAUGAGCCAUUAAAGAGUCCCACAAAUACUUUUACGCAAAAAAAAAAAGAAGAGAAGAUUUAUUAAAAAUGAAUAUGGCAAACGAAGAGAAACCAAAAAAGAAGAAAAGUCUCAUGAACUUCUACAAGUUCUCCACCACCACUUCGAAGAAGUCACUCAUAAAACCUAAAUCCACACCAAACAAAGUCCAGAUCCCACCAUCAUCAGUAUAUCAAGAAGAGGUAUCGAAAUCAAUCGUGGUCCAGUCAAGUAAAACACAAAACCAUCUAAGGAGGGACAUCUUCGAGUUAAAGACUACUAGUAAUGAGAGAAAGAAAGGUGGUGCUGGUGGUGCGGCGGAGGAGGGGAGGAAGUCGGUGUCUCACGUGGAGAGGGAUACGGAGGCGAGGAUAGCGGCAGCGGCGGAGAUGUUAACGGUGAGGAUAUUAGCAGCGGACAUGCCGGGGUUUAUGCAAGCACAUGCGUUUAGGUGUGCGAGAACGACGUUAGAUAGUUUGGAGAAGUUUAGUUCGAAGCACAUGGCUUUCAAUCUCAAGAAGGAGUUUGACAAAGGGUAUGGACCAGCAUGGCAUUGCAUAGUGGGGUCAAGUUUCGGAUCGUUCGUGACACAUUCCACAGGUUGUUUUAUUUAUUUCUCAAUGGACAAACUCUACAUUCUCCUCUUCAAAACCAAAGUCCGUCCUGCUUCUCCCCAUUGAUUUUCUUUCUUUCUUUCCUCUUCUUCUCUUUUUUUUUAUAUAUUGUUUUUCCUCUCUUUCUUUUUAGGAUGUCACUUAUACCAAUCAUAUUCAAAAGGCCUACUGUAAAUUCACUAUUACUAUGUUAUCAUAACGUUGGCACAACUAUACAAGCCUUAGUUCUAUUUGUGGGUCGAGUUUGUUUGGA